AUGGGAAAGAAAGUCCAUUUGCUGGACUAUGUAGCCGGCAAUAUUCGAUCCCUGGUCAAUGCUAUCGAGAAAUGUGGAUACGAGGUAGAAUGGAUCAGGAGUCCAGAAGAUGUGAAGGAUGCUGAGGUGAGGGACACUGUUUUCUCGUACAGCAUCGACGAGGCAUUGUCCAUAUCGUUCUACAUCUGCACGUUGCGAAUCGUUGACUCUGUUCAUAAACUCAUCCUCCCCGGCGUAGGUCACUUCUCGCACUGUCUCACAUCCCUUUCGAAUGCCAACUACCUCCCCGCCAUCCAUGCACACCUCGCUUCGGGUAAACCAUUCUUUGGCAUCUGCGUGGGCCUUCAGGCCCUGUUCACCGGCUCGGAUGAAGCACCCGGUGUUGCUGGCCUGGGCGUCAUCAAUGGGCAGCUACGAAGAUUCGAUGAGAGCAAGACCAGUGCUACCAAUGCAAGGGGAGCUGUGAAGGCGAGGAAGAGCGUGCCAUGUAUUGGCUGGAAUUCUGCCAGCCUUGCACCAGCUGUGGACUCAGCUUCCACAUCUAGGCACAGUUUCUACGGCUUAGAGGACUGGAGAAAGUAUUACUACGUGCACAGCUAUUUUGCCCCGUACGGCCCCGGAUGCGAGCUGGAAAAGCAGGGGUGGACUGUGGCGACGGCGAGGUAUGGUGACGAGACGUAUGCAGGUGCCAUCGGAAAAGGAAAUGUAUUCGCGACACAGUUCCAUCCCGAAAAGAGUGGCGAGGCGGGGCUGAAAGUCAUUAAGGCGUUUCUAGAGGGAAGGACGUGGGAAGCUGUCUCCCACCCAGCUAUAGCGAACGGCACCCAAGCACCACAGGCGGUCAAAGUGGAGAGCAGUACAAACGGCCUAACGCGCCGCAUCAUAGCCUGUCUGGACGUCCGCGCAAACGACGACGGCGACCUCGUGGUGACAAAGGGCGAUCAGUACGACGUCCGAGAAAAAGCCUCUGUUCCCACCAACAACACUUCCUCCUCUUCUUCUUCCACCAGUACGACCAAACACCUCGCCGGCCAAGUGCGCAACCUAGGCAAACCCGUCCACCUCGCCGAGAAAUACUACCGGCAAUCCGCCGACGAGAUCACCUUCCUCAACAUAACCUCCUUCCGCUCCUCCCCACUCACCGACCUCCCCAUGCUCGAGAUCCUGCGCCAGGUCUCGCGUACCGUCUUCGUGCCCCUGACCAUCGGCGGCGGAAUCCGCGACACCAUCGACCCCUCCACCGGGCGCACCGCGUCCGCGCUCGAAGUGGCAAAACUGUACUUCGCCAGCGGCGCGGACAAAGUCAGCAUCGGCUCGGAAGCGGUCACCGCAGCCGAGGAUUACUACGCCGCAGGAGGCCAGCUGAGCGGGAAGACGGCCAUCGAGACCAUCAGCGCCGCCUACGGCUGCCAAGCCGUGGUCGUGAGCGUGGAUCCGAAACGCGUCUUUACAGAGCCAGAAGCCAAGGCAUCAUUUCAUGGCAAAUGGCUGGUGCGUUCCGCGAGUUGUACCACGAUCAAUGUCGACACGAUCGAGGAGGCUUUGUCCAACCACGUGAGCACUAGGAAGGCGCAUGAAACACCGUCACCUGAGGUGGGAUCGGAUCCGUCACACGGUACGUAA
Endocarpon pusillum Z07020 is the source of this 1623-nucleotide messenger RNA. RefSeq lists its product as uncharacterized. Lineage: Eukaryota; Fungi; Ascomycota; Eurotiomycetes; Verrucariales; Verrucariaceae. Gene Ontology annotation, molecular function: imidazoleglycerol-phosphate synthase activity. Bases 1 to 1623 code for a protein of 540 amino acids. The transcript has 3 exons. The record is from RefSeq and is a predicted model, not a curated record. Gene Ontology annotation, biological process: L-histidine biosynthetic process.